Molecule: messenger RNA, 2589 nt
Organism: Saccostrea cuccullata (small rock oyster)
Lineage: Eukaryota; Metazoa; Mollusca; Bivalvia; Ostreida; Ostreidae
Exons: 8
Coding region: 500-2008 (502 amino acids)
Source: RefSeq, a predicted model, not a curated record
CUUAAGUAUUUGCAAACUGGCCCCACCCUAGCACCCUGUUAUAUUCCGACCUUUACCAUAGACAUUAUAAAAGAAUAUUAUGUCAUAGUUAUCUAUUUGGCUGUAUACAAAUACUUUUUGGGAAUAAAUAUAUUUUAGAAAAAUUAUAAUCCACUUAAUUGAUGACAUUUGAAAUCUCAUAGAAAUAAUUCUGACAAUUAUAACAUAUGAACUAAGCAAAAUAUUGGAAUAUCGGUGAAUCUUUUUUUUUAAAAAGUCAUGUGAAAAUUGAAAGUGCUUAUUAGAGCAUAUGUCGUCUAAAUAUAGAGGUCGAGUGUGAGAACCUACUGAGUGUAUGACAAAUUAUCAGAUAAUAACAACUGUGUCAUUUCUGUUUUCUGAAUCAUGUGUUCUAUGUUACUUCCUUCCAGGACAAAGUUGUGAACAGUAUAACAACGGAUCUUUCUUUUCGGAAAAAUAUCACCAUUUCACCAUUUUCGAAAAAGAAAGAUAGCAGAAAAUGGGAAGAAUCAUUUUUCGGACUUUUAUGAUCAGGAAGUUGAUCUACAUCUUCUUUGUGCAGUUAAUCAACUACAAAGCUUUAUGCAAAGUCACUACAAAUUCUAAGAAUGAUAUGUGUGUCCAUGCUUGGAAAUCAAAUUUAGGGGCAACAAACAGUUCCAUCCACCAGUUAACAAAUCAUCUUCAGAAGUUAGAAAACUUAAUACGUGGUGUUUUAUCCUCUAAAACAAAUACAGGAUCUACAAUGAAAGUUGACCUUGAAAAAUGCACCAGAAAUACAGAUUGCAAAAUCAAAACUAUCUCGGACAAAACGAAAAAGGAUUCAUUGCUUAUCUGUAUAAAGAUACUAGAUACAGAUACUUGUUACAAAUCAAACUGUUCCAUUAAAGAACGACAUAAGAGAGGAAUAGAUACCAUAGUAGACACUAAUGAGACUAGUGAUCAGAUAAAAAAAAGUUUAAAAGAUGUCGAUCUGUCCUGUAACUUUGAAAAAGCUGGGGACAGAUACGAAGAAGACAAACCUGUUAACCUGAGUUGCCAAAAUGAGUCAAGACAUCAUGCGAUUCUCAGCACGAAUAACGUAAUUAAUAGCUUCCAAGACACAUCGACAAUCAAGCCAGGAUGUAUAAGUAAUUCACAAACUACAAAAGAAACGAAUGCAGAAAUAUACGUCAUGAUCUGUUUAGGUGGAACAUUGUUUGGAUUACUUAUAGGAAUUUUUGGCACGUGUGUAUUUCUAAAAAGAGUGCCGAAAAAUAUUACAGUGAAUCUAGAUAUACAUAGAAAUAAUAACAUUCCUGGAACAGACACAUUGAAUGAUAUCCCAGAAUAUUCAGAAAUUCCUUGCACUCGCGAAUAUUUCAAAGUAGAGGAAACUUUUCUAUCAGGAGAAAAAACAGAAGAUUUUAGGAAACACCGUGAUGAAGAUAACAAACUUCGUAAAUAUCUUCAGACAUCACCUUCUAUGAUUGUACAAGUAGACAUAAGUGAACCCCUUUUUCAAAGCAAUUCGUACCCAAAAAUGGAAUUACAAGAAAGUAAUGAAUAUGUAGAACCACUGUGUCACGAAUAUCGCCAUCUGAUACCAAUGAACACUAUACGUGAUGUUAUCAUGGAACAUGCAUCAACUUCUUUCACUAAACAGGUAGACAUAAGUGAACCCUCUUUUAAAGAUGAGUCUUAUCCAAAACAGGAAAUGACACACAGGAACACUACAAAUGAAACCAUGCAACCUCAGGAUCAAAAAGAUAAAGAUUAUUUAUCAAAUACAGAAGUUACAGAAACAGAUAUAAACACAAAUGUUGUGCAACAAAAUUUGUUUAUGUCAGGUAUUUCUCAAAAACGAAAAGUAGGAGAGACUAAAAUGUGUACUUCUAAGGAUGAAAGAGAAGCAGCAGACUCUGUUUACUUUGUUCUAAAUACAGAAUAUCCAAAUUCAACUGAGGAUGAUGCCACAUCAGACAAAGUAAAUGGUAAAUUGUGCGUUGAGCUAGAAAAAAUAUUUUGACCCCCCCAGUACUAGUGAUGAUUUACAUUUUAACAUGUACUAGUUUGAUAUGACAUGGAAAAAUUUCCAAAUCAGGAAAAUUAAUAUAUUUACUCAUACAACAGAAGAGACUUCAGAAUGUUGAUUGUUUUCGAGAUGAUUUUAUCCCCUCACAACAUAUUUGGACUUUGAAGGGGAUAUAUUAACGCAGUCGUGCAAGAAAGGGUGUGCUUAUUAGUGGGUAGGUCGUACAAGUAUGUGUGUGUUUGUUUGUGAGUAGGUGAAUUAUUACUUUGCGAAACAGAAGUGACGUAAUAAGUGAGUGACGGGACUACCUUAAUUUAUACAUAUGCUCUCUGCGAUGUGAUACACCGCUUUGUGGUUCCUUUGUUAAAAAUAUGUUUACAAAAUAAAAUAUGAAAUCCAAAACUGUGACUAGUUUGAAAGCUUCGAUGAAAUAAAUGAAAAUUGACUUACACAGCUCCUAUAUUGUAUUGUGUUUUUUAAUGGACUUUUGGGCUUGAAUACUGUAUAAUUGUGAAUAGUCAUCAAUAAAAUUACUUAAUCUGUUUAAAAUCAGUGAUUCUUUGUGCAGGUUCUUC